AAGACCUGUAAAGGGGUAAAUGGGGAAGAUUUUUAGCUUCCACGAACGACCAAUCCUUGUUCAUCCCAAGUUGUCAAUUCUUCAAUCCUAUUACUAUAAUCUCACAGCUGGUGUUUUUGCCUCAAAUUUACCUGAACGGCCACCAAAAGCUUUCAAUUAUACUGGCGUGGAUCCAUUAACAGAAGACAUGAGCACUGAGCUUGGACACAAGUUUCCUCAACCCGGAGAACCGUUCGAUCAUGUCCAUGGUCAUAACUUCUUCAUUGUCGGGAGGGGGUUUGGAAACUUUGAUGUUGUCACAGAUCCUGCAAGAUGCAACCUGAUCGAUCCUCCAGAAAGUAAUACAGUGGCAGUGCCAAAAGGGGCCUGGGCUGCAAUCUUAAUAAAGGCAGAUAAUCCUGCAGUAUGGUACAUAUAUUGUCGUCAUGAAGAGCAUGCUUCAUGGGGUCUGUCAACAGGCUUCAUCGUCCAAGAUGGUCCUUUCCCAUCUCAGGCUUUGCUAACGCCUCCUGAAGAUCUUCCCCCGUUAAGUGUUUCAGAGCUACUUUUGCAAACACAAUAUGAACAUAUAUAAGGAUAAAUAGCAGGAGACAUAGGACAGUACUUGCUAUAACUGAUAUGUAGCAUCGUAGCUUGUAAUGAGAUAAUUUCUCCAUAUGAAGCAAAAACUUGGGUGAUCUUGGAAGAUUCAUUUCAGAAAGGAAAAAUCUUGGGUGAUCUACUGAAGCCCAAGAAAAGAUGUCCUGUUGU
Molecule: messenger RNA, 750 nt
Organism: Rubroshorea leprosula
Lineage: Eukaryota; Viridiplantae; Streptophyta; Magnoliopsida; Malvales; Dipterocarpaceae
Source: the annotation of a GenBank genome assembly